Drosophila yakuba is the source of this 636-nucleotide messenger RNA. Its product is annotated as bromodomain-containing protein DDB_G0280777-like. The record is from RefSeq and is a predicted model, not a curated record. Bases 1 to 636 code for a protein of 211 amino acids. The transcript has a single exon. Lineage: Eukaryota; Metazoa; Arthropoda; Insecta; Diptera; Drosophilidae.
AUGGACUCAGGUAAUGGUUCUAAUCAUCCCACUCCACCUCCCUUAACACCCACUGUCAGAAUCGAUAGACCCGACGAAGCCCUAGAGCUCGCAAAUACCCUCUUGGUUUGGGACGAGAUAAAAAACAACCUCAUCCGUCUCUAUUCGAGCAAGAAAAGCGAGGCCAACCUGCUAAGUGAGCUUAGCACAUUUUCUGACAACCAGACUUUGGGCCAACUGUUCUUUGGAAUAUCAAAAGUGAGAAGCCAACUCUUCUCCAUACUCAAGAACAGCGAGCACAACAACACCGUUAUAGACGCCAAGAAAGUUGUCUAUAACGAAGUGUGUCUCAACGCUUUUAUCACAGGUUUGCGAGAACCUCUCAAGACGUUCGUCAGGCUUAAGUCCCCUUCUACUCUCAAACAGGCAUACAAGCAAUGUCAAAUAGAGCAGACCUUGUAUAGGGCACAAAACAAUCGGUCCAAUAGAACAGAACAGAGAUCCAAUGAAUCGGACGGUAGAAAUUUACGAAAUAAUAACGACAAUAAUAACUGCAAUGGACGAAACGACCGAAGCGACCAUAGAGGACCAUAUUCUAAUUCUAAUCAGAACAGAUCAUCUAACUCGGGUAACUUGGGUACAUCCAGAGUUGUGUAG